Messenger RNA from Pantherophis guttatus, 2059 nucleotides. NCBI's taxonomy places the organism in Eukaryota, Metazoa, Chordata, Lepidosauria, Squamata, Colubridae. The record is from RefSeq and is a predicted model, not a curated record.
AUGGCAAGAAUGACUAGGUUGCCUCUCCUGCUGCUGCUGAUGAUCUUCUGGCUCCUGCCUCCAACUACUGCUAAGAGGAUGCAAACCAUAUGCAUUUUCAGAAACCCUUUACAGAUUCAAGAUCAAUGGGAAUAUUACAGGCCUGGUGAUCUGAUUAUUGGUGGGAAUUUACCCCUGGCAACCAUUUCUUCUGCCAGCAUCCCAGACUUUCAAAACGACCCAUUCCUCCUUACUUAUAAAAUGAUAUAUGAAUCCAAAAGCUACCAGCAGUUCUUAGCCUUGAUGUUUGUAGUCGCAGAAGUCAACAAAGAUCUGGUUCUCCUCCCAAAUAUCACCCUUGGCUUCCACAUUUAUAGCAAUUUCCAGGUUGAGAGGAAGAUUUCCUUGAUCAGUCUCUUCUUACUCUCCUCACAAGAUCAAAUGAUUCCAGGUUAUAAAUGUGACCGGCAAGACAUUCUGCUUUCUGUCAUUGGAGGUCUCAAGUCCAAAUCCUCAAGGCAGAUGGCUUCCAUCUUCAGCAUCUUCAAGGUCCCACAGAUUCUUUCCAGUUUGAGGAAAGUCCAGUUCAACAACAGUGCUGGAGUUGAAGUCUCCUUCUCAGAAAAUGGACUGGGAUCUGCUCAUUAUGAUCUUUUCAAUUGGCGUUUCCUCCCCAAUCGAUCUUUUGUCCCUGUGAAAGUUGGAGAGAUAGAUCCCAGGGCUCCACCAGAGCAGGUUUGCUGCUACCAAUGUGACGCUUGUCCAGAAAGGACCAUUUCUAAUCAGACAGAUGCAGCCCACUGUGAUCCUUGCCCAGAAGACCAAUAUCCCAACAAGGACAAGGACCAGUGCAAAGUCAAGAAACUCCACUUCCUGGCCUAUCAAGAGACUUUGGGAUACACUUUAGCUGCUUUUGCUCUCUGUCUCUCUGUGAUCACUUCUGCAGUCCUGCUGGUUUUCUAUAAACAUCAUGACACACCAAUCGUCAAGGCCAACAACCGAGAUCUCACCUACAUCCUCCUGGUCUCCCUCCUGCUCUGCUUCCUCUGCUCCUUCCUCUUUAUUGGUCAACCAGGGAAGGUCACCUGUCUCUUCCGACAAAGUGCCUUUGCCAUUCUCUUCUCCCUUGCAGUUUCCACUAUCCUGGCAAAAACUAUCAUGGUGGUUCUGGCCUUCAUGGCUACCAAGCCAGGAAACAAGACAAGGAAAUUCUUAGGGAAACCAUUGACCAACUCCAUUGUCUUAGUCUGUCCUUUGAUUCAAGCAAUUCUUUGUGUCCUGUGGCUGACAAUUUCUCCCCCAUUUCCUAACUUGGAUUUUCAUUCCUUGUUUAGAGAAGCUAUCUUAGAAUGCAAGGAAGGCUCAGCUUUAAUGUUUUAUGCUGUCCUUGCCUAUCUGGGUUUUUUGGCCCUUGUCAGUUUCACAAUGGCUUUUCUGGCUAGGAAACUGCCUGACAGCUUUAAUGAAGCCAAAUUCAUUACUUUCAGCAUGCUGGUUUUUUGCAGUGUUUGGAUCAGCUUCCUCCCCACCUAUCUGAGCACCAAGGGAAAGUCCAUGGUGGCUGUGGAGAUCUUCUCCAUCUUGGCCUCUGGGGCUGGUCUCUUGGCUUGCAUCUUUUCCCCCAAAUGCUACAUUAUCCUGCUGAGGCCCGAUCUGAAUUGCAGAGAGAAUAUAAUGAGGCAUAAGAAUUGAUGAUUUAUGCGGUGGCUGGGAACUGUUAUUUUGAUUUUUGUAUUUAAUCUGAUUUCUUAAAAAUGACAAAAUAAGAAAGACGGGUUUGGAAAUCAAGUGAUGUGACUAAUCAGAAGGUAUCUGUUAAUCAGUAACAAACUCCUACCCUUUUAUUGUACAUUAAUGUGUUGCUUUGGUUUUAAUGUUUGCGUUUUUAUGCAUGUUUGUUUUCAUAGAUCCCUGAGGCUUUGUUGAGUUCCUCACUAGGAUUUUAAUUCAAUCAACUAUUAGCAAUUUUCCCUACAACUUAAAUGACCCAGAUUUUUACUCUCUAUUAAACAGAUUAAUGUACCUUAUUAAUAAAUAAAUGAUAUGAAAUUGUUAUUAAUAAACAUUUUCUUUGUGGUUC